UGACGUCAGCGACUGUGUGGAGGAGUAUAGGCUGUGCUGUCAGCCCAGUGUCAGUCUGAUGAAGAUUGGCAUGCAGGCUCUGACUGGAGAUUUGGAUGCUUGGUGUGGGCCAGCUAAAUUCUUGAUGUGAAGCUGUCCCAUGAUGCAACAUGAUUCCCCAGCACCUGCAGUGACAAUAAUGGCCACACAGAGUGUUCCUCCUCCAACAUACCAGGAAAGUCAACAGAUGACGGGCACAACUCAGCAGAACUCCAAGACCCCACAGGUCCAUAUUCCAGCAGCCUCUGCAGCAGGAAAUAAUUCUGUCAGUGUGACCCUUGACCCACAGGCACAACUUGAGUCUGACAAGAGAGCUGUUUACAGACAUCCAUUGUUUCCCCUGCUGGCACUGCUGUUUGAGAAAUGUGAACAGGCCACUCAGGGAUCUGAAUGCAUCACAUCAGCCAGCUUUGAUGUCGACAUUGAAAACUUUGUUCACCAGCAAGAGCGAGAACACAAGCCCUUCUUCAGCGAGGAUCCAGAGCUUGACAACUUGAUGGUGAAGGCCAUUCAGGUAUUACGAAUCCACUUACUCGAGUUAGAGAAGGUCAAUGAGCUCUGUAAGGACUUCUGCAAUCGUUACAUCACUUGUCUCAAGACAAAGAUGCACAGCGACAACCUUUUACGCAAUGACCUCGGAGGGCCCUAUUCUCCGUCCCACACCAGUCUCAGCAUGCAGCAGGAACUAAUUCAGACCUCCUCUCCAUCCAUGACCUCUGUCUCCAGCUCUGUUAAUUCUUCAGGGAUUGUGGUGCCAGCUGGAGGUCUGCCGCAAAGCAAUGUCGCCAUGACCACCAUCAACUCUCAAGUGGUCUCAGGUGGGACCUUGUACCAGCCGGUUGCCAUGGUGACAUCACAAGGGCAAGUGUUAGCACAAGCACUACCUCCAGGAACCAUCCAGAUUCAGAACUCACAGGUAAAUGUGGACUUGUCAUCUCUUUUGGACAGUGAAGACAAGAAGUCAAAGAACAAGAGAGGGGUCCUGCCCAAACAUGCCACCAACAUCAUGCGCUCCUGGCUUUUCCAGCAUCUCAUGCAUCCAUACCCAACAGAAGAUGAGAAAAGACAGAUUGCUGCCCAAACAAGUCUCACCCUUUUGCAAGUAAACAACUGGUUCAUCAAUGCCCGUCGCCGUAUUCUUCAGCCCAUGUUGGAUGCCAGUAAUCCAGACCCAGCUCCUAAAGCAAAGAAAAUGAAGUCCCAGCACCGCCCCACACAGCGAUUCUGGCCGGACUCUAUCGUGGCUGGAGUACUACAGACGCACAGAUCUCAGACAGUGAACAAUUUAGAAAACCCACUGAGCAUGGACGGCCUCCAGUCGCUGUCCUCAGACUCUGCCACCCUGGCCAUGCAGCAGGCCAUGCUUGGAGCUGAUGACUCCAUGGAUGGCACAGAGGAUGACGAGGAUGAGGAGGAGGACGAUGAAGAAGAGGAAGGGAUGGAUGAAGAAGAAGAGGAGGUGGAAGAAGGCGAGGAGGAACAUGAGAGAGGAAGACAACUGUCUGGCAGGGGAGUGGGAAGAAGAGAGCUCAGCAUGGAAGCAGGAGACGAGCUGGACAACGUAUCCAGAAUGUCAAUUGCACAGGCAGCGGCCAAGGCCAUGUUAUCUGAUGCCCUGCUGCAGGACAGCUCUGGGAUAUACAGGAUCAACCGCCUGGAACUGGAGCUUCCUUUGGACAAGGUCAUCAAGUAUGUGUCUGUGGGCCUCCCACUAAUGCUGGUUUGCAUGGCCUUCGCCCGCGAGAUCUCCCUGGGGCCUCAAAUCAGCUGCUUCACUCCCAGCAAUUUCACAGCCAAGCAGGCCAUCUAUGUAGAUACAUACUGCUGGGACUCUCUCAUGCAUCAUGAGUUCGAUGGUGACGGGAACUUUGAGGAGCGCUCACUCUGGGUGCACAAGAUGUUUCCUUACUCUCUUUUGGCCAUGGCCAUCCUGAUGUACCUGCCAGCUCUCAUCUGGCGCCAGCUUGUCACACCUACACUGGCCUCAGACUUGCUGUUCAUAAUUGAUGAACUUGACAAGUCGUACAACCGAUCAGUCCGACUGGCCCAAAGCAUUUUGGAUAUGCGGCAGAAUACUAAAAACCCGCUCACAUUUCAGGCUGAGCUUCAAAGGGCCAAGCGGAAGAGAUACUUUGAGUACCCCCUUCUGGAGAGAUACAUGCAGUGCAAACAAAAUUCUUACUUCCUCGUCAGCAUGCUGUUUUUGCGAGGCUUCCUCCUCCUCACCUUUAUGACCUCUGCCUGCCUCUAUCUUGCCUACUUCCAUCUUUCGGCCUUACUGCAGGACGAGUUUAGCUGCUUUGUCCGUACAGGCAUGCUGCGGGAUCAGAACUGGAUUCCAGAACUUGUUCAGUGCAAGAUGAUUGGGCAGCUGGUUUUUCAGGUGAUAAGUGUGGUCAAUGGCGCAAUCUACAUUCUGUUGGGACCUAUCGUCCUUUUUAGCAUUAUUCGACUCUUUGUUUGGGACACUAGCUUCAUCUCUGUGUAUGAGGUCCUCCCAGCAUUGGAUCUCAUUAACCGCAGAAGACUAGGCUGCCCACUGAAUGACCUCAAUGUUCUCCUGCUAUUUUUGCGUGCUAAUGUAGCUCACCUGAAGUCCUAUGGACAGGUAAGAGCUUUGUGCUCUCUUGCACCACCGCAAGUGGGCAACACUACUGCUGUGCAGGGCUUGAAUGCAAUGCUGACCCAAGAAGAAAUAGAGGAACGUGAAGAGGCUGCAAUGGGGCUCGCAGAAGAAGUAGAAGAGGCCAAGGAGGAAGGGAAGGUCAACUUGGUGGACAUCAUGACUAUUCUGGGAGCAGCCCAGGGACGAGUGGUGAACUGCAGUGAGAAGAAGCCUCUAAUGGAAGAAAAUAUGAGUCUGGGUACCACAACACUUAUUUAUACACUCAAACGCAUUCUUUUAGUGGCUAUUUUCAUCUUCAUCAUCUGGGAUGUACAGAGGAUCAUUAAGUAAUCUCCAGGCUAGUACUGCUGCUUACAUGCUGCUUUUCAUAUUGACGUAUAAGGAAAUUAAAUUUAGGUGAAAGCAGUUUGAGAAAUAGUUCAAACUAGGCGAUACAUUCAAAAUUUAUGGUUUAUUGUGUGGAGCUCAAUGGCGUAUUAUUUCUAAGAGUCUUUCAAAUUUCUGGCAAAUGCAGAGGAGAUGGAUUUGUAGUACUUCUUUGCCCUAACUGACCUCUCUGUUUCUUCACAGAGCCAAACCACCAGGGGUACCAUGAGUUGAAGGAGACUGCACCAUUUAGUCAUUACUAAGCCUUCAAUGGACUGAAUCAAUGUGAUAGCAAUGGGGAGUGGGGGAUUUCAGAGGUUUGGGAGAAGAGGGGGUUGGACACCAGUUAGGGCUCAGCAGUCUGUAGAAAAAAAAGCCUCUUUUAGAAUUACAGGCCAAAUUGUUCUGACUGGAAAUGUCAAUGGAUAUGGAUUUGUCAGGUUUUAGCCUCUGGGCAUGUGUAGCUGCCACAGACCAUUUUUCUGCCUUUCAGCAUAGGUCUACAUAUUAUUUUAAGAAGAAAAGUGCCAACGGAAAGUUUAUGAAAAAAGUGUUUCAGGUUAUUGUGUUACCAAAAAUCAAAUGUAAGGAUAAAAAACAUUUGUGAAGAAGUGCAGGCCAGUAUUUAUUUUAUGUCAAGAGACAAAAAGCAGCUAAACUGCAACUGCUAUAUGAUUUUGCCUUAUGAUUUUAUAAAUUUUUCAGUAGUCGUCUGACAUUCACUGUAACAUUUUAAUAAGUAACACUUGUUAAUAGCAUUAUGCCUUUGCUUUUGUAUGAUAGCUUGCUUUUACUGUCUUUCCAUGAUUUUCUUUUCACUGCUUCACAUAAAAUAAAGUCAUUACUAUCAGUUCUUGUAUUAAACAUAAACAAAGAAA
Messenger RNA from Girardinichthys multiradiatus, 3909 nucleotides. It is a transcript of the gene pknox2, whose product is annotated as pbx/knotted 1 homeobox 2. The transcript is spliced from 17 exons. The record is from RefSeq and is a predicted model, not a curated record. Gene Ontology annotation, molecular function: channel activity; DNA binding. Bases 140 to 2995 code for a protein of 951 amino acids. Gene Ontology annotation, biological process: regulation of DNA-templated transcription; monoatomic cation transport; positive regulation of interleukin-1 production. NCBI's taxonomy places the organism in Eukaryota, Metazoa, Chordata, Actinopteri, Cyprinodontiformes, Goodeidae.